GGCUUAUUUAGUCUUCGUCUUUUAUCUUUUCCACCUGUGGCCACAGAAUUGUUCUUCUUACAUGCAUUUAUAUCAGACGGUAACUUAUUUUUAAGCUACAUCCUCGGGCAAUUGAAUUAUGGAGGACACAGAAAAAUUUUUAUUCACAUUUAAAGGAUUUAAUUUUACAUGUUAUGGAAUUGAUGUUGACUUUUUAGAAAAUCUGGAUGAUUUUGAAAUCCGAGAUGAUGAUGUCUUCAUAAUCGCAUACCCAAAAUCUGGAACCAUGUGGGCUCAGCAAUUACUAAGCCUGAUUUAUUUUGAAGAGCAUCGCAAAAGAUUGUCAAAUGUGGAGACAGUUGGUCUAGUGCCCUUUCUUGAAUACAGUCUUGAACGAAGAAACUUAGAGAAAAUACCAUCUCCUCGACUGUUCUGUAGUCACAUUCCGUACUACUUGGCUCCCAGAGGGCUGAAGAAUAAAAAAGCCAAAAUUAUUUAUUUAUACAGGAACCCUAAAGAUGUUAUGUGCUCAUUUUUUCAUUUUUCAAACGUAAUGAGAAUAUUCAAACCAUCUGCCAAUAUGGAGGAAUUUAUGGAACUCUUUUUAAAAGGGAAAGUAACUGGAAGCCUUUGGUAUGACCAUAUCAAAGGUUGGUAUGAGCACAAAAGUCACUUCAAUAUUCAGUUCAUAAUGUAUGAGGACAUGAUAAAGGAUCUGAGAAGUUCUAUUUUAAAAGUCUGUAAAUUUCUGGGGAAAGAAUUGAAUAAAGAAGACAUGGAUGCUGUUAUGAGUCAGGCCAUGUUUGAAAACAUGAAGUCUGACCCACGUGCAAAUUAUGAAAAUGUGUUAAAGAAGCGACCUGAAAUUGGAGGAACAGAUGGCCAUUUCCUUCGCAAAGGUACCAUUGGAGACUGGAAAAACCACAUGACUGUUGCCCAGAAUGAAAGAUUUGACAAGAUUUUCCAAAGGGAGAUGAAGGAUUUACCCUUGAAGUUCAUCUGGGAUAUAAAUGAAGAGAAUCCUAAACUCAAGCCAAAUAUUUUAAGAACACACAUUCAGAAAGAAACAUUUAAUGAUGCACUUUAAUCUUUGACUAUUCUUGGAUCACAACUAGAAACCUUAAUGAUUAAUAUAUAGUAAUGUAGUAAUUCUAUAUCCUUUAGCAUAUGUGGCCUGUUUUCCAAUUCAUGGGUUCAUCAAUUUCUGAUGAAGAGAGGAUUCUCCUUAUUGUGUUAGUAUAGAAUUACACUAAAUAUAGUAAAAUAUACUAAAAUAUAUUAAUAAUAAAAGAAUUUAUACUAAAACAAAAGGAAAUUUUUAUUUUACUUUUGAGCAAUUCCUGAGUUCUUGAGUAAAAGAAGAAUUCAUAACAUGAUCAAUUUACUAUCAUAAUGGAAGGUUUGAUUGACUAUUGUAAAAUACUCCUUAUUGUCUUUUUUCAUGUUAAAGAGCUUAAUACUCACAUAACCAUGUAAGUGAAACCUUCAUUUUAACUCUUUCAGGCUUUAUGUUUAACCUAGGAAGGUUUCCACCCCAAAUAUUUUCAUGUAGUCAUAUAACAUAUAUUCAAUAGAUCUAGAUAAUAUACUUAUUUUGUAAAAAGUAAUUUUUUCUAAUAGAUAAAAAAGUGACUCAAAUUGUUUAUUGAAUAGUCCAUCAUUUUCUUACUGAUUAAUAUGGACAUUACCAUGUUCUAAAUAAUUAUAUGCAUUUGAGUUGAGGUGUGUAAAAUGUCACAUUUUUCUCUUAAUAUGGUUUUCUCUUUCAACAUGAUGACAUAUAUAUUUCUAAAAUAACAUCAUAAACUUUACUAAAGAAUAUUCUGGUACUAUGUUAAAUUUUACUUUACAUUUAAAGGUAAUUUAAAAAUUAAACCAUUAUCAAUUAAAUAUUCCCAUUGAG
Manis javanica (Malayan pangolin) is the source of this 1882-nucleotide messenger RNA. Its product is annotated as amine sulfotransferase-like. Gene Ontology annotation, molecular function: sulfotransferase activity. The record is from RefSeq and is a predicted model, not a curated record. Lineage: Eukaryota; Metazoa; Chordata; Mammalia; Pholidota; Manidae.